This is a messenger RNA of Oldenlandia corymbosa var. corymbosa, 552 nucleotides long. The record is from the annotation of a GenBank genome assembly. Lineage: Eukaryota; Viridiplantae; Streptophyta; Magnoliopsida; Gentianales; Rubiaceae.
AUGAACGGAUACAGAAGAGUGAAAGAUGUCAGUACAGCAAGAUCAAGAUCCAUAGAUUUCUCUGACAUUUCCUUCCAAUCAAGAACACCAAAACCAAUCUCCAACCACAGUUCCAAUCUUCCAAAUCCCAACAUAAUUAGCCAUGAAAAGAAAAUCCCAGAACAGAGCAGUAGAAUUGUUAAUCAUGCUCCACCAAUUCAUGAACAGAGUGAUGGAGAAAUUUUUGGGGUCAUUCUGAAUAGGAAAUGUUCAUCAUCACUACGUUCCUCAACAUCUCCCCACCACAACUACUUCUCCAUGUCGGAUCAGAAUGAAAAUGCAUGGUCAUCAUCAUCAUCAUCAACUGGAAGCUCAGUGAUCAAAAGGGUACUUUCUAUGAAGAGGUCAUCCUCUGUUUCUGAAGGGUAUUCUAGGAUUCAUCAUCAAUGUGAUACUACUGCAGCUGAAGAUGAUACCGGUGCCGGAAUCUCGAAUUUGGAAGCUUUCAAUAGAAGACCCGGCAAGAAAAAAGGCAAGAUUUUUAGAGCAUGUCGUCGUAUAUUCGGAUUCUAG